AUGGCAAUCACGACGACCCCCGCCCCGCCCCGCCCUCGCAUCGCGCUCACGAUGGGCGACCCCGCCGGCGUCGGCCCGGAGCUCGCGGCGCGCCUGCUCGCCAACCCGGCCAACAGGGCCAAGGCGGACAUCUACGUGCUGGCCGACCAGAGCGAGGUCGACGCGGCGGCCGCGAUCGUGGGCGUCACUAUCCCGACGGCGGCCACGCCGUCGGCGGACGCCGUAGCCAUCCUCGACGACGGAACGGCGCCUACGACGCCAGUUGUCCCCCGCGCGGUGUCGGUCGAGGCGGGCGCGCGCACGCUGCACCAGCUUAACCGCGCGCUGGCGCUCGCGAACGCCGGCAAGGUCGACGCGAUCGUCUUCACGCCGCUCAACAAGACGUCCCUCCACAUGGCGGGCAUGCACGAGGAGGACGAGCUGCGGUGGUUCGCGAAAGCGCUGUCGUACGACGGCCCGACGUCGGAAAUUAACAUCAUCAAGGGGCUGUGGACGGCGCGGGUUACCUCUCACGUGGGGAUCAAGGACGUGGCCGCGCUUGUGACGCGCGAGAGCACGCUGUCGGCGAUCACGCUGCUGCAUUCGCUGCUGUCCGACUCUGGCAUUCAGUCGCCGCGUAUCGGCAUCUGCUCCUUGAACCCACAUAACGGCGAGAAUGGCCUCUUUGGCACCGAGGAGAUCGAGCACAUCCGCCCCGCGGUCGCCGACGCCAAGGCAAACGGCAUCGACGCGGACGGGCCGUACCCGUGCGACACGAUAUUCCUCGCGCGCCACAAGUACGACGGCAUCGUGAGCAUGUACCAUGACCAGGGGCAGAUCGCGAUCAAGCUCUUGGGCUUCGACGGCGGCGUGACGGUGCAGGGCGGGCUGCCGGUCGUCAUUGCCACCCCGGCGCACGGCACCGCGUUCGAUAUCGCCGGCACAGGCAAGGCGAGCGUCAACUCCUCGCAGAACGCGCUGGAUGUGGCUAUUGCCAUUGCUGGGCGCCGCGCGGCGCGGAGGGCAGAGGGCGGGAAGAAGGUGAAUGGGGUCAGUGUGCCUCCUGCGGCUGAGGUUGUAGUUUAG
Vanrija pseudolonga is the source of this 1065-nucleotide messenger RNA. Its product is annotated as Putative 4-hydroxythreonine-4-phosphate dehydrogenase 2. Bases 1 to 1065 code for a protein of 354 amino acids. The transcript has a single exon. Gene Ontology annotation, molecular function: NAD binding. Lineage: Eukaryota; Fungi; Basidiomycota; Tremellomycetes; Trichosporonales; Trichosporonaceae. The record is from RefSeq and is a predicted model, not a curated record.